Chara braunii is the source of this 2620-nucleotide messenger RNA. NCBI's taxonomy places the organism in Eukaryota, Viridiplantae, Streptophyta, Charophyceae, Charales, Characeae. The record is from the annotation of a GenBank genome assembly.
GGGGUCCAUACUGCCUUCAUCGAUCGACACAGGCGGUGCAGUUGUUGGGUUUCCAUUCUUGACUGCUGGCGACCAGUUUGACUUCGCAGUCCUGACCUUCACUGCGAGGCAGUUUCAGAGCUGACGGUGGCCUCAGUGGAAGGAAGGUGGCGCUUUGCAGAGUUGCUUGCUCGCUUCCCGCUAUUAAUUAGGCGAGAAAUCAGUCGACUCGGUCAAAUAUGGCGGAGCCCAAGCCCUGGGUUGACAUGCCAGGCCUCCGCCGGAUGAGCUGGAGGAAGAUGGGCGCCAUUGGCGGGGCUUUGGCCCUAGCGGGGGUUGUGCUUGGGGGCCUGCUUCUUCUCGGCCUGCCCGUGCUCCUCAUUGGUGGCUUGUUGCUUCUCCUUACGUCUCCUUGUACAUGCGCCGUAGGCUGCUGCACCGCCCCGCUCUGGAUUCCUCUGCUUCUUUUCGUCGGUAUCCCGGCGCUUAUCUUCUUCGUCACCACGGGCGGCAUCAUGCUGCUCCUCACAGUGUUGGCAGGCUUGACGGGUGCGGCUGGGUGGUGGAUCUACCGUUACAACCGGGGUCCGAUGCCUCCGGGCGGCGAUGCGAUGCAGAGAGUUCUCGAUCGAUUGAGAGGACGAUCCAGGGAAGUGACGGAGAGGAUCUCGAAGGUUGGACAGCAAGCCGCAUCUGCUGCAUCAUGAACCCAUCGUCUUGUAAUCUGACCGUGUAAUAAGCGAUCGAAGAAGAAAAAAACUGAUGUACGUGGCCGCGUCGUGAAUCGCUAAGUGGAAUCUGGUCGUCUCACCGGGCAAAACGUCAGAAUUGGUUGAUUGAUUGAUUCGUCGAUUAAAGCAGAGCAGAUGCGCGAUGGGCCCGGAUGGGGAACCCCGCUGAGCCUCGCAGGUUGGUCGACUGAAGGUCUUUUGUUUGCUUUGACGCAGAUUUUUGUCGGUCAUGUGGCGAUGGGUGUACGAAAAAAAACAAUUCUUGUGUUUUAAUGUGCACACGACACACGUGGCUGUGCGGAGAAGACGAUGUGAUCUGGAGGUGGGUUAUUGAAGAUCUGUCUGUUCAACUCUGUUGACAUCGACUCGGAUCGUUGUUGUCUGUUCAACUCUGUUGACAUCGACUCGGAUCGUUGUUGGCCGUGUAUGGAUGGAUGGGUUUACUAUCGGCGAAACCGAGGGUUUCCUGAGGACGUGCGAUAUGGCUGAGGGGACAACACGAAGGGAUCUGCAAAUGGGUCUUCUGGUUCACUAGCGAGGCGGUCUCGAGCCGGUGAAUGAUGGAACAUCAUGGAGAGAAUGAGGGGAAGUAGGUGGAGUACGUUGGAGGAGGGGAGUAGGGGAGGAGGAGAAAGCGAUGGUGAUGACGAUAGUUGUUUUAUGAAGAUGGUUGAAUAUACAUUACUAUGCGUACUUGGUCGAUAUUGUAAUAAUCACACUAGAAUCCCAAGGGCCGUUGGCUAGUACCCCAGGGGGUGUGGGAUCUUAAAAGCGUUGUGUUUUGCUUAAGGGGAACCUGUGCAGGCAUCCCCAGUCAGUAGCAAGUCCUCGCUCGUGCGCAGUGCGUAGAGAGCUAGCCAUUGGGGUCGGGAUAGGGGGGUCGAACUUCAAGGGGGGAAUGUUGGAGAGCCUCGAUGACUGACCUCCCUUUUCCUGGCCGUCCCAUGGAGGCCGAGCCCGGGGCCAUGCCCCACUUGUCGAGGUGUUAGUUCUGGUUUCAAGUAUGCAGGGCUCCCUGCCAUCCGAUCUGAUAAUUCCACGGCCACGAUGUGACCACGUUGAAAAAAUACAUCUUGAAACAGAAACUAAACCCCCGCUAGUGGGACAUGACCCCCGGUAUCUCUAUGGGAAGGUGGCGGGAAAAAAAAAAGACAAAAGGUACGUAUUUCAUUAAAAAUAAUAGUAAAAAAAAAAGAUGGUUGACAUUGCAAUAGCGCGUGCAGAUUUGGUAGGCCGUUGGCAUCGACCCCUGCGGGUCGGAGUUUCGAAGACGCCUUCUUCUAGAGGUGUUUUUUUGUUUGUUCGCUGCCGAGAUUACCCAUCGGGCGAUUCCUUUUUUUAUCAGGCGACCCCUCUCUGGAUUGAAGGGGUUUCUAAUCCUAUAGAUCGUCUCGUCGAGAUUCAGGGGUUUGUAGUCCUAUACAUAGUAUAGAACGUCGACAUUUCGGGGCUGGUGGUCCUAUAGAAUGUCGAGAUUUAGGGCAACUUAGCCCUAUAAUCUAUAGAACGGCGGCAUUCCGGGUAAUAAUUUCGAUUCGAGAUUUAGGGCCCCUGUUGGUCAGAACUUGGUCCUAUAGAACGUCGACAUCAGGGUAAUUGCGAUUCGAGAUUUAGGGCUCCUGUUGGUCCUAUAGAAUCUCGAGAUUGAGGGUAAGUUAGUGCUAUAGAACGUCAAUAUGCAGGGUAAUUUAGCCCUAAAGAAGAUGGAGAUGAAGGGCAUUGUAGUCCUAUAGAACGUUGAGAUUCGAGGAACGGGUGGAAGAGAUUGUCCACUAUGCUUAAAGAUGAGAGUUUGUUAGGAGCCAUUAAGAAGAAAUAAUAGAUAGACAUCAUCAUAAUCAUCAUAAUCAUCAUAAUCAUCAGCAUUGGUAUUAUGACCUCACAAGAAGCAACAAAAUUUAUCAUCAUCA